Messenger RNA from Sugiyamaella lignohabitans, 1008 nucleotides. RefSeq lists its product as uncharacterized. The record is from RefSeq and is a predicted model, not a curated record. The transcript has a single exon. Lineage: Eukaryota; Fungi; Ascomycota; Dipodascomycetes; Dipodascales; Trichomonascaceae. The coding region runs from base 1 to 1008 and encodes 335 amino acids.
AUGCUCCAAGACAUCGAUUAUUUCAAGGAAAAUCUUGCACACGUUGAAGGUUCUGGAAAUUCGGCCGAGGUCAUCUGGGAAAAUGUUAAUGCAAUGCCUGCACCUGAGGACGAAAGCCAAAUACAAUCAAUCGAGCAUACGGAUCCAACACCCGACAAAGAGUCUGCUGUAGAAGCUAUCAAAGUAGAGACUAUGACUGAUAAAGACCAGGUCGAUGACGAUAACACCGAUGCCGUAGAUGGAACAAGAGCCACUGAUUCUGCUCCAAAACAGUACUCCAUUGAAACGGAAAAUUUGGAAAGCAGUAGCGCAAAGCAGGAUGCAGUUGCAUCAGAAUCUUCUGAAUUAGAUAUGGAUGCAGCGCAAGAUAGUUCAAACCCAAAGCUAGCUGAGUCUGAACCUGAACCAGAAGCUCAGCUAGAUCUUCCAAGGACCGAACCUGAAACUGCAUACGGGGCUGAGCAAGAAAUUAGGAAGGAAAUGAAUCAACUAGAAGCCGAAGAGAAUAUGGAGGGUGAACCAAAAACAAAAGAAGAAAGUCUGGAUGAGCCUAUGACACAGGCUGAAUUAAAGUCUGAGCCUAGGGACGAUCCAGAACGAGAACCUGAGCCCAAACUAUCCGCGAGCCCUAACAUGGAGACAAAGGCCAAUACAGAAGCCGAAGCUCGAGCUGAAAAUGAAGGCAAAGGUGAAACAGAACCUGAAGUGACUGUUGAUAGCCAAGGUGAGGUAAAACCUGGCACUGACGGCCAUGAUGUAGGUGAACCUGAAUCUAUAAAAGAAGCACUAGAAUCCACUGGAUCGACCAAUGCGGACUCCGAGGGCCAUCAAAAUGAAACUGCUGUAAGCGAGAAUCAGCCAGCGACUUCUCCUACCGAGGAUAAAAUCAUAUCUGAAAACUCUGAAAGACCAGCUGAGGAAUUGAAGCUCAAACAGGAUCUCAAGACCCCUGCGACACCCAAAAAGUCUAAAAACAAAAAGAAAAAGAACAAGAAAAGUUCUAGAUAG